GUGGCACAUCUAUUCAAAAUAGAGAUUAUUCGUUAAAAACAUAUAAUCGGUAUAAGAAACACUCAAAUUGUCGAUGUGAUUUUUUUGAUAUAAAUCAAAGAUGUGAUAAAUGUGAUUUAACUUGUAAACGAAAAAUUGCAGCUUGGGGAAGAGGUACUUUACCAAAAGAAGUUGUUGGUCUAUUCGAAUUUAGAGAAUUCAGAGAAAUUGAAAAAAGUUUUACCAAAGCUUGUAGAGAAAAAAAAAAUAUAAAAGAACUAAAGCUUGAAGAACAUCAAGGAGAUUUAGAUA
Messenger RNA from Racocetra persica, 291 nucleotides. Lineage: Eukaryota; Fungi; Glomeromycota; Glomeromycetes; Diversisporales; Gigasporaceae. The record is from the annotation of a GenBank genome assembly.